AUAUUAUUUCCCUGUUUAUUGCCCAUAUUGGUCUCCGCACGAGCAGAGGGAAACAGCGAUACGAGACAGAGCGAUGGGCAAAUGCUCUCUCUCAAUGAGACUGACCCUGCUCUCCCUCUCCCUCUCCCUCACAGCCUCGUUUUCUUCAUCGACGCCAUUCUUUCACAAACCAUCCUCCACUUCGCUUUCACCUUCGCCAUCUUCCACACCCAAAGCCACCCCUUCAGACUUGCUUUCUCUGCUCGGGCCCAAGUCCCAGUCUUCCACCAUCGAUCCCCUCAUAGCCCAGGACCUCAAAUCUUGCCUUAAAUUCCUUGUUCCCUUUGCUCCCCCAAAACCCAAAAUGAAUUCUAGAAAGUGCUUGACUCUGAGAAAAGACUUGGGUUCGAUCCAAUUUGGUGGAAGGAGUCAAAGAGAGGAAGAUGAGCUCAUUUGGUGGCCGCCCGAGCCGGUUCUUGAGCUGGCUCGGCUUGCUGUUGAUUCCGGUGGUGACCCAGCUGCUAUACAUCGCGUCCUAGAUCCCACCAUCAUCACUGUUCCUGAUGUUGAAAGAUCAAAAGAAUGCCGAUGUGAGCUGACUAGAACACCGUAUGGGAGACGUUUUAUAAGCGAGGAUUUAAAUUCAUAUUUGGAAUUUUUGUUUAAGAUCAUUGUUGCCCGGGGUCCAACUAUAGGGUUGGACAUAUCCCUUGAUCGCUAUGAUUUCUUUCACGGUCACCUUUUUCUUGCAAUAGAUACUGGAAGACUUGGUAUAUUGUUCCAUGCUAAAGAAUACCCAGCAUAUGAUAAAGAACGUUUUCCAUACAAUAUGGGCUAUUGUCAAAUGGGGUCUAAUGUGAAAUAUGAUGAUUCAAUGAACUUGCGAAAUAUUCUCUGGCUGGCUCCAUUGCCUAGCAAUUUGUCUAAAGCUUGGGUGGCACCAGGAGUCUUGGUGGUGCUGGAUGCCUACCCAGAAGGAGUAAUAUAUAGAGACCUCAUACCCGAAUAUGUACGUAAUGCAAGGACAAUAUAUGAAGAUGACCUUGGGGAUAUUGUAGUUGAUGUCAACUACUUGAAUGUAGGAGAUGCGGUGCCAGAUUAUCAAAUUUUUAUUUGUUGAUGCUCUUCUCGAUACAACGCAUGCUUUUCCUGCAUCAUAUGUUGGAUUCUACCAUUCAAAACAUGCCAACAUACUUCAAAUAGCCUUGCCAACUGUUUCUUUUUCUGUAAGAUGGUGCCCUGCUCGCUCUCUCCUGAAAAUAUAUUACUAAUGUAGUUUCUGACAGUGGAAGAUAAUCGAGACAUUGGAUGAGCUCCAUGCAGCAGAUGAGCCAUAAGUCAGUCCAAAUGAUUGUGGAUUAUAAGAUGCAUAAACUCUCAACGUGGAGAUGGCUUUGCUUUUCCCAAAUUUUGGAUUCAUGAUCGGUGGCUUUGCAUUCAAACAAAGCAUACUGCAGGGCUGUAUUCAGUACCUGUUCAGUAUUGUUAGUGUGGAACACACACAGGUCAGAUUCAAGGUGUACUUCUGAAUUGAUUGUCCUGGGAACAUUCAUUCCUUCACAAAUUAUUAUUUCCCAAGAAGUGUUGUGC
Molecule: messenger RNA, 1569 nt
Organism: Juglans microcarpa x Juglans regia
Lineage: Eukaryota; Viridiplantae; Streptophyta; Magnoliopsida; Fagales; Juglandaceae
Exons: 7
Coding region: 74-1099 (341 amino acids)
Source: RefSeq, a predicted model, not a curated record